CGUAUACAGUCAAUACGGAACUGUUGUCUGCUGCCCACUACAACUACAGUAUUCAUACAGUUAUUGACAUAUCGCGUUUUGCAAUCCCAACUUCCUCUUGCUCUCUAUGACUGUGUGAUGUUUGUCAAGAGUGGGCAUGUGUUAUAGCUGCCUGCAAAGUAGGCUAGACGUCAAAUGAAUCUAGAGCUCUGAAGAUCGGCGAUAUCAUGGAAGAAUCAGGGGCCCUUAUCCGCAAAAGAAGAGCCACUAUAUCCACUGGAAAAUGUGUUCCUUUGAAACAAGUGAAUGGGCGGUCAGAAGUUGAUGAAAGUGUUAACGGCCGCAGUGACAGCGGCAACAUUGUAACGAAGCGAAACGUGUCCGAUUUGCCUUCUACCACGUCAAAAGAAAGGAAGAAACGAAUAAAUGUUCCUAGUGAUAGACAGAGUUGCCACAGGUUGCAGGAGUCCCUGUUGAGCUCUGCCAGUGGUUAUAGAAACUACAGAGGAGUCCUCAACUGGUGUGUUGUCAUGCUGGUCUUAAGCAAUGCCCGUCUGUUCUUGGAAAACCUUUUAAAGUAUGGCAUUCUAGUGGACCCAAUACAAGUAGUUUCUCUAUUCAUAAAGGACCCCUACAACAUGCCUGCAGCGUGCCUUGUUAUCGUGUCCAACGUGUUUAUUGUGGCAGCUUUGUACACAGAACGAAGGCUCUCAGUGGGCUGCUUCAGUGAACGUGUUGGGCUGCUGGUUCAUUCCAUUAACCUGUCAGUCACACUAUGCUUCCCGGUGACUAUCGUACUAAUGGUGAAGUCCAUUACUCCAGUGGGUGGAGCGUCUGCUCUAGGAGUGUACACCGUCCUCUUCCUGAAGCUCUACUCCUACAAAGAUGUGAACAAGUGGUGUAGAGAGAUGAGCCAUGCUAAAGCCCGUAGCCUGGCCCGGUCCCUCUCAUGUUCCUCUAUACCGCGGUCUGGGGAAAGUGGACAGGAUUAUCAGGUCUCCUAUCCUGGAAAUGUCACAUUCAGAGAUUUGUAUUAUUUUGUGUUUGCACCAACCCUCUGCUAUGAAUUAAACUUCCCCCGGUCUCCACGGAUCCGAAUGAGCUUCCUGCUAAGGAGGCUUUUUGAGAUGCUGUUCUUCACCCAGUUAUUGGUGGGAUUAACACAGCAGUGGAUGAUACCCAUUAUUCAGAGUUCUAUGAAGCCAUUGGAGGAUAUGGACCUGCCUAUGAUGAUGGAGCGUCUACUCAGACUAGCCGUGCCCAAUCAUCUUCUCUGGUUGAUAUUCUUCUACUGGUUCUUCCACUCGUCAGUAAGAUUGAACUUUAUUGCUGAGCUCCUGCAAUUUGGAGACCGAGAGUUUUACAGAGACUGGUGGAACUCUGAGACCAUCACAUACUUUUGGCAAAACUGGAAUAUUCCAGUACACAAAUGGUGCCUUCGCCACUUCUACAAGCCCCUGCUGAAGAGUGGAGUCAGUAAGUGGCUCGGCCAAUCAGCAGUGUUCCUUGCUUCAGCCUUCUUUCAUGAGUACCUGGUCAGUGUUCCACUGAAGAUGUUGAGGCCAUGGGCUUUUAUGGGCAUGAUGGCUCAGCUUCCGCUGGCCUGGUUUGUGGCGCGUUUUCUCCGAGGUAACUAUGGCAACGCAGCCGUAUGGCUCUCUCUCAUCAUUGGCCAGCCAAUCGCUGUGCUCAUGUACGUCCACGACUACUAUGUACUUCACUACAGAGAGGGGUCAGCGGGGGGUGGACCUGAAUGACCUCCUCAGGGGAAUAUAUACCAGACCAGCCUUUUAUAGGAAAGACAAAUAGAGAUAGAAAUGUACUGUAUGCUACUUUAUGGAAGCACCUUAAAGGGGCCAUCAGCAUUUGCUACAUCCAUUUUUGGACUCAUACAUUAAUGAUAUGUACCCAUCGAUUCUUGAAGACCAUAACUUAUAAAUGCCUCACCAGCUUAGUUUGACUGUCGUUCCCCAUCACAAACCAAAAUAUAGGAUUGUUUUACUCCAAUAUUUGUAAACAAAUCAAAUGUAAACAAACACUAUAUAGCCUCAAAACAUGGUUAAAACUAUAUUUUUUUUAAAUCAUGGAUGGUCAAUCGUUGCAUCCAUAGUUCUGUCCAUGAAUUUGAAAGUGAUUACAUUUCUCCAGUCCCAUCCCUCAGCUUUUUACUGAACCAGGGGUGGGGAGGCAGCUUGGUUAUUGUUUCAACUGCUGAUUGCCACUUUAAAGAUAACACACUUGUUAUAGAAACAAUCAAUUUACUUAGUGAAUAUUAGAAUAUGCCUUAUUGAAACAUGUCUGACAAGUGCAAUUUUCAAAAAGUGCCAGUUUCUCAGAAAAUGUACACAACCAUGACAUGUGUGUUUGUAAGAUUUAUGUGUAUUUAUGCCACUCAAGCCUCAAUAUUUUGUCAUCUUGUUUUACUUGGGUACGUAUAGAGGGAUAUGUAUAGAUACGAAAAUGGCAGCUGUUGAUUCUUGACUUUAUUCCAUUAAUUGGGUCAUUAUUAUGUUGCCGACAGAACUACAUGGACAAGUAAAUAUAUUUCUCUAUUUAUGUGAA
Oncorhynchus masou masou (cherry salmon) is the source of this 2541-nucleotide messenger RNA. It is a transcript of the gene dgat1b, whose product is annotated as diacylglycerol O-acyltransferase 1b. The record is from RefSeq and is a predicted model, not a curated record. Gene Ontology annotation, molecular function: diacylglycerol O-acyltransferase activity. Gene Ontology annotation, biological process: triglyceride biosynthetic process. Gene Ontology annotation, cellular component: endoplasmic reticulum membrane. NCBI's taxonomy places the organism in Eukaryota, Metazoa, Chordata, Actinopteri, Salmoniformes, Salmonidae.